AUGCCGCAACAUUACAUACUUGAAGUAGAGCCGUUUGAUGUGUGGGGUAUUGAUUUCAUGGGACCGUUUCCCUCAUCUUGCGGGAACUUAUAUAUCCUUGUGGCUGUGGACUACGUGACGAAAUGGGUUGAGGUAUUAGCAAGUCCGAAGAACGACUCUAGCACUGUGACAAGGAUGUUCAAACGGACAAUAUUUCCAAGAUUUGGGGUGCCAAGAGUAGUGAUAAGCGAUGGGGGUGCACACUUUGUUAAUAGGAUAAUCCAAACCCUUUUGACAAAGUAUGGUGUCCACCAUAGGAUUGCCACCGCUUAUCAUCCGCAAACGAGUGGACAAGUGGAAGUAUCAAACAGAGAGAUCAAGUCUAUACUUGAGAAGACGGUUGCUAAGUCAAGAAAGAAUUGGUCAUUGAAGCUAGAGGAUGCGGUUUGGACAUACAGGACUGCCUUCAAGACCCCGAUUGGAAUGACCCCUUUUCAGCUUGUGUACGGCAAAGCGUGUCACUUACCCGUGGAAUUGGAACACAAGGCUUACUGGGCCAUCAAGGCUUUGAACUACGAUUGGAAGACGGCAGCGGAGAAACGGGUUCUAGAGCUACACCAUUUAGAGGAAAUUCGGCUAGAUGCUUACGAGAAUGCAAGGAUUUAUAAGGAGAGAGCAAAAAAAUGGCAUGACAGACAUAUCCUCCACCGCACUUUCAAGGAGGAUGAUCAAGUCCUACUUUUCAACUCGCGGUUGCGCCUCUUUCCAGGUAAGUUAAAAUCUCGUUGGUCUGGUCCUUUUAAAGUUAAGAGGGUUACUACUCAUGGUGCUAUCGAGCUCGAUGAUGGAAAGGGAAGUUCUUUCUUGGUUAAUGCUCAGAGAAUUAAACUGUACAACUCAGGAAAUGAACUCGGACCGAGAGGCACCUUAGCCCUCGUGACUCCGUUUCACGAGUGA
Molecule: messenger RNA, 936 nt
Organism: Tarenaya hassleriana
Lineage: Eukaryota; Viridiplantae; Streptophyta; Magnoliopsida; Brassicales; Cleomaceae
Exons: 1
Coding region: 1-936 (311 amino acids)
Biological process (GO): DNA integration
Molecular function (GO): nucleic acid binding
Source: RefSeq, a predicted model, not a curated record